Tripterygium wilfordii is the source of this 3282-nucleotide messenger RNA. RefSeq lists its product as uncharacterized. The record is from RefSeq and is a predicted model, not a curated record. NCBI's taxonomy places the organism in Eukaryota, Viridiplantae, Streptophyta, Magnoliopsida, Celastrales, Celastraceae. Bases 1 to 3282 code for a protein of 1093 amino acids. The transcript has 5 exons. Gene Ontology annotation, molecular function: RNA-DNA hybrid ribonuclease activity; nucleic acid binding.
AUGUUUCAGUCAACUACCACUGAGUCUCUCCCAGCUUGUUUUGAUAACUAUCCGUGUCUAGUCUCUGAGGAUAUGAAUUCUUCUUUGGUAGCCCCUUUCACUCCUGAAGAGGUUCGGAUAGCUCUUUUUCAGAUGGCUCCUACGAAAGCCCCAGGACCAGAUGGCAUGCCUGCUCUGUUUUAUCAGAAAUACUGGCAUAUUGUGGGAGAGGUAGUUACGACAGCUGUGCUUAAUUUUUUGAAUGAAGGGAGAUUUUGUGAUCAGAUAAACCACACCCUCCUUGUUUUGAUUCCUAAAAUUAACAAACCUGAAGCAGUAUCCCACUUCAGACCAAUUAGCCUGUGUAAUGUCCUAUACAAAAUCAUUUCUAAAUGUUUGUGCAAUCGCAUGAAAGGAAUCCUCCCAAAAAUUAUCUCUGAAUCUCAAAGUGCCUUCAUAUCUGGCCGCUUAAUCUCAGAUAAUAUCAUUGUGGCAAAUGAGUGUAUUCACUACAUGAAGGGGCUCAGAUCAAGAAAGGAAGGUUUUAUGGCGUUAAAGUUGGAUCUCAGCAAAGCCUACGAUAGAGUAGAUUGGAGGUUUCUUGAGGCGAUGAUGAGAAUUUCUGGAUUUGCUCCUAAGUGGAUUGAGACUAUUAUGAAAUGUAUAACUUCUGUCUCCUUUUCAGUGGUGCUGAAUGGUUCGGUUCAUGGGCUUAUUAAGCCGACCAGAGGCCUUCGACAGGGAGAUCCUCUUUCUCCCUUCCUUUUUCUCCUCUGUGCCGAGGGUUUUUCUCAUCUGGUCCGCCGGGCUAUGGCUUCUCGAGCCCUUCAUGGUAUAAGUAUUUGUCGUGGUGCUCCUCCAAUCUCUCAUUUGUUAUUUGCGGAUGACAGUUUACUUUUCUGUAAAGCCAAUCUCUCUGAAGCGGAUGAAGUUCUGAAUUUGUUCGCUUUAUAUGAAAGAAUCUCCGGCCAAAGUAUCAAUUUAGAGAAGUCAUCUGUUCACUUCAGCGAAAAUAUUUCCAUUCAUGAUCAGUUGGCUUUGCGUUAUCGGCUUCGUAUGUUGGGCCUUCAUGAAGAUGCCAAAUACUUGGGUCUUCCAGCCUUGGUAACUAGAUCCCGAAAAGCAAUGUUUAGUUACAUAAAGGAGCGAGUGUGGAGGAAAGUAUCAGGCUGGAAGGAAAAGUUUUUAUCUCAGGCAGGCCGUGGUGUCCUCCUCAAGGCUGUAGUUCAGGCUAUCCCUUGUUAUGCCAUGAGCCUUUAUAAAUUUCCUGAUUCUUUAUGCAAAGAGUUAGACAGAUUGGCGAGGAAUUUCUGGUGGGGUAAACGAGACGGAGAACGAAAGUUAGCAUGGGUGGGCUGGAAAACCAUAUGUAAUCAUCAAUCAGAUGGAGGGUUGGGUCUCAGGGACAUGAAAGCUUUUAAUCUUGCUCUGCUUGCAAAGCAAGGAUGGAGAAUUAUCCAAGACCCAGGAUCCUUAUGCAGCAGACUUUUAAAAGCCAGAUAUUUCCCCCACACUUCUUUUCUUGCUGCUUCUAGGGGUCAUUCGCCUUCCUUUGUGUGGUCUUCUAUGUUAGCUGGGCGUGAAAUUCUUAUGAAAGGUCUUCAUUGGAGAGUUGGUAAUGGGGCGACAAUUUCAGUGUGGAAUGAUAAAUGGAUUCCUUCUUCUCCUAACGGGCUUCCUGAAUCACCAAUUGGGGGAAAUGACAUCAAUUUGAAAGUUAGUAAGCUUAUUGAUUCUGAAUCUAGAUCGUGGAAUGACCCCUUGCUUGGCCAAAUCUUUUCCCCAAAUGAUGUGGCCGCCAUCACGCAGAUCCCCUUAUAUGGCCUCAAUAGAGAAGAUUCCCUAGUAUGGUCUCAAAAUACCCAGGGUCGUUUCACAAUAAAAUCAGCUUAUUGGCUUGCUAAGGGAGCCCCAGUUCUACGACAAGAGCAACAUAAUCACAUUCAAUGGGCUCGCCUCUGGAAGUUAGAAAUGCCAAACAAGAUAAAGUUCUUUGCAUGGAGAUUAAGCUAUGAUAGUCUUGCCACAAAAGUCAAUUUGACUCAUAAGGGUAUUUCUCUGGACACCUCUUGCUAUUUGUGUGGUAGUUGUGACGAAAGCUCUCUUCAUCUUUUUCGUGACUGUGCUGCCCUUGUGGAUAUGUGGAAUCGCUGUGAUUUUGUGAGCAUUGCUUUAUCUCUUCCUGUCUUCUCUAUUAGCUCUUGGAUCUCAAAUAUGCUGGAAAUCCUAACCCCUACUGAUAUGACAAAGCUGUUUAGUAUUCUUUAUCACAUUUGGCUAGCAAGGAAUGGGAUUGCAUUCAGGGAUGAGUCUUGGAAGCCUCUUGAAGUUGUGUGUCAAGCAUCCAAGCUGAUUGGGGAUUUUAUUGAAUGUUGUAGUCAUGUAAGCCCAAUUGAGUCUACUAUCUCUGCUUCCACCCCCUCCCGAUGGACCCCUCCAACCAAUGGGUGGUACAAAGUCAAUGUGGAUGGUUCUUGGAAACAAGGAGAGAGUUCGGCUGGGAUUGGAUUCAUUAUUAGGGAUGCUUGUGGAUGCGUCCAUCUAUCGGGUUACAAAAGAGUCUCGCCGGCUGGGGGUCCGGUGAUGAUUGAGGCGCUUGCUUUCCUUUUUGGGGCUCAAAUGGCUACGGAACACCUCCUGUUUCCUUUUUGUCUGGAAGGCGAUGCCCUUCAGGUGGUUAAUGACCUUCGUGGGAACAAUUUGCCUCUCUCGUCCAUUGGUUUUGUGAUUGAGGAUACUAAAGCUUUAAUAGCCUUGGUGGAUCACCACAUUAUCCACACCUCUCGAAGUCAAAACAGAGUAGCGAAUGCUCUUGCUCUGAUGGGAAGACUGUCUUUUUCUUAUAAUUCAUGUAUUUUCCAAGAGGAAGUCCCUGUAUCCACCACCUCUUUCUUCAAGUGGGCUGGGUUUUCUGUCAUGGGCCUCAUCGCAUGUGUUUGUCUUAUUGUCUCAAAUCAGGCUGACCCAAAUAUGGGCCUUGUUCUGUACUGCUCACAUGAGAACGCCGUAAUUUUAUAUGCUAUAGAAGUAAGUUGUUUCCGAGAGCCAAUGGAACGUCAAUCUGUUUCAUAUUUUAGUAUAUACAAAAGGCGAAUCUAUUCUAGUUUGAUUGCAACAAACGAACAGAAAGGACCAAUGGGAGGAAAUGAAGUGGAGACUAACUUGAAAGUUGAAAACCAUUUGGCACAUCUCUCUAUAACAUUCUCAAAAGUUAAUAUCUCUGCACAGAAAGAAUGGACGGUUAGAGAUGGAUGCACUCACACCCACUCAUUCUCUCAAUCAUCUGAGUCUCUCUCUCUCUAA